UGGAAGAUGUGUGCAGUUUUGAGGAACGACUUGGAGUGGAAGGAGGACAGCUGGGACUCCAGCAACUACUUCAUCGGGAAAAAGGUCCUGGACUGUAAAGUCUAUCAGGAUGAGGACACCAAUUCAGAGUCCAUUUGGGUUGCCAUGACAUUGGCCAACCAGAAUGGCCAAGAAGAGACCAUGAAACUAGUGGCACACUCCGGGAAUGACGCAAUGCCCCAAGGGCAUUACAUUGUUCAUGCUUUUGUGAGUGAUCCGAAAAGUGGCUGCGUUGUGGAAGAGUUCCCACUACAUCGCAACAUCCUUGGAGUCACUCGUGUUCACCGUGAGGAGAAAGGUCGGAGCUGGUCGUGUUGUGGACACUCAAUGGAUGAUGGGUGUUAUGUCAGCGGUCUGAAAUUCGUCCUUUCAGCGAGCCAAAAUGACACUUCCGAAUUGGAUGUGAUCCUCCACUGCUGGGAGCAGUGCAAACCUCUCCCUUUCUGUGGGGAUCCUCACAGUCCAAGCUACCACUUCUUCAUGGCAAGCUAUGCAGACCUGACGGGCAAGAAGAAAAGUAGUUUUCUACCACCCGAUUUUCUAGCACACAUCGGUCAUGGCGACAGAUUCUGCCCAUUGGAUGCCUCUGGGAUGCUCCUUGCCGGUACAGCUCGAGGGAAGGCACUUCGUUACGACCUUAAAAUCUUCAGCUCGGUGGGAAAGCAGCUCGGAGUUGGUCAGUGGACACCUGGACCAUUCUGGCAAUUUCGUGCCACUCAUUCGGGUGAGAGAUUGAUUCAGUUACUUGCCCCUUCGGAGCGGAAUGCUGUCGGGUUGUUCGGUCUUGGCCUUGGAGGUCAGAUGACAGUGAAGUGGCAGGAGAUCUUCCAGAACAUUUGGGAAAAGAACCCAGACCUUUGCACCAUCCUUCACGGCACCUAUGAAUCCAUCGAAGACAUUUGUCAUCUUCCACCCAGUCGUAUCACCUCAUGUGAGCUGAAUGCAGCAGUGAACCUGGGGAAGUCGCCAUCGUUGGUCAUCCCAGCAUCCAAAGCCCAGCAGGUUUUGUCCAAAUUCCUGGGCGCUCUCUUCGGUGACCGAAAUCCACAGCCGGAAGCCAUCAGUGUUCGUUUCACCGAGGGGAUGGCACUUGGUGGCCUGGAGCCACUUGGGUCAAGACUUUUGAGACCAUUCAGAUGCAGGGUUCAACACGGAUGUCAAGGUGGAAGCCUAGGUUUCCAUUUGGUGGAGAGCAGCGAAAUGCGGAAAGUCAUCACAUUACACGGUUCAGUUGAAGACUUGAUCUCUGACCUCGAACAAACCUGUGCUGGCGGAGAGCUUGAGCUUUGCAAGGGGCUGAUCCGUGAUGGAAAGGCUUCAACAGUUCUUGGAAUGCGCAAUGGAAUUGGCUAUUCUGGCCGGUUGGACCAGGAAGUCAUGUCAAUGCGGAUCUCCAAUCCAUUUGUGCAUGCCCUGAUGGCUUGUAGCAUGGUCAUGCCAGAUGGACAAGUGAGAUAUGACACCAAGACAAAAGCCUUCUACCCAGUCAUUUGGGAUGGAGGAAACCUGCGUCGGGAGGCAGCUUGCGCCCUGAUCCUAGAAAUUCUGAAGGCCAUGAAAGCAUGUCAGACAACGGCAGGAUUCGGUGAACGGUACCCAGCCUGCCCGGCUGCCCGGCUACCGCUGACUCGGCGACAGGAAUUCAAAACGCCCACAGGUCCCAGUGGAUCUCUGGAGUUUGGUGGGGCAGGCUAUGCAUCGCCCCAAGCGGAUAAGGAUCCAUCGCCAAGUGGGCCAAAGUUAGGUGCCCAUAGCGUGGCAGAUCAAUCCCUGCUGGCAAACAACAGCAAGGCUGAUGGGGAUGAAUGGCGUGGUUGGACAAUCCAAACGUCUCCUCAGGGCAAACUGUUCUUUCAUCACAUUGCCUCCAACACCUCUCAAUGGCAAAUGCCACCAGAGCUUGGCCCUGUGCUUGGUGAGUGGAGCCAGGUUGAGGAGGAUGGAAAACGGUACUGGCGCAAUGAGAAGUUGGGAGUUUCCUCUUGGAAGGACCCACGUCGUACUACCAAUCUUUUUCAGGCCGCAUUAGAUGGAAACCUCUUCUUCUUGCAGCUGUACACGGAGGUUGGCGGCUUCCUGGAUGCUGUGGAUAGCAAAGGUCGAACUGCCUUGCACUACAAUUGUGCUGGUGGUUCCGCCCAGGCAGUGCAUUACCUAUUGCAGCACGGUGCAAGUGUGGAUUUGCUGGACCGUUCAGGUUCAACGCCAUUGCACUGGGCUGCCCGCUAUGGCCAUGCUCCCAUUGUAAGGUUACUUCUGGAGUCCAAAGCGCACCCGGAUUACCAAAACAGCAUGGGUGAUACAGCAAUGCAUGAGGCUGCUGCAUUAGGGCUUGUGGAGCCAUUGCAGUGGCUGGUGCCAUGGGGAAGCCCAUGGCAGCCCUGGAUCAAUGAACUACCGACAUAG
Messenger RNA from Cladocopium goreaui, 2445 nucleotides. Lineage: Eukaryota; Dinophyceae; Suessiales; Symbiodiniaceae. The record is from the annotation of a GenBank genome assembly.